Styela clava is the source of this 2016-nucleotide messenger RNA. Its product is annotated as ankyrin repeat, SAM and basic leucine zipper domain-containing protein 1-like. Gene Ontology annotation, molecular function: protein binding. Gene Ontology annotation, cellular component: pi-body. The record is from RefSeq and is a predicted model, not a curated record. Lineage: Eukaryota; Metazoa; Chordata; Ascidiacea; Stolidobranchia; Styelidae.
ACAGCAAUCAAACUUCCCCAGUCUGUCACUUCUAGAUUUUAAGAUCUUGCUUUAUUUUGCACAUUGCAGAAACAUGUAUCGGUAUGUUCCUGCAGGUGAAAGUGAUUUCGAUUCUGAUGAUGACGAUUUAUUUGAAUUUGGGGAUGGCGAUAAUUCAAAGUUUCAGAACGCUCCUGAAAAACACUACCAGAUAUCCUCUCCAAGUCCUGGGAAUAGUAUUCCGUUUUGUGCUCAGAAGCAUAAAACUGGUCCCCACACAUUGGCUUUAAAUGACUUACAAACUGCUGUAACAGUCGGUGAUUUAAAGGCUGUAAGUCUUUUAACGAGAGACCAAACUGACAUUGAUGUAUUUCUAAGUUCUGAUUGGAAUGCAUUGAUGUAUGCUGCAUACUUUGCGCAAGUUGAAAUAGUGCGUUUUUUGAUCGACAAUAAUGCUAAUGUGAACUUGAGCAAUAGGGAAGGGGUCACUGCGCUGCAUACUGCUUGCAAAUCCAACAUAAGACAGAAAAAUGAUGGACUCGAAAAUAUUGUUGAACUUUUGCUGGGUGGGGGGGCUGACGAAACUUCUACUGAUUCGAAGGGAAGGACGCCUUUGAUGUACGCUGCUCGUGGUGGUUUGUCUAAUGUUGUACAGGUUUUUCUCGAGCAUAUAGCUGACAAGAAAAGUCUUUUUAUGAAAGAUGAAAAAGGAUGGUCUGCUGCAGACUGGGCAGCUGUGUAUGGACACCUGGAUGUUUUGAAAUUAUUUUUGGAUUUGGGAAUAACACUGGACUCUGCAUGUAAUAGCUGUGCAAUGUGGCCAGAGAGUGUGAAGGAAUAUAUUACUACUAAGGCUUCUAUGUGUAAUAAAAUCAGUGAAGAAAUUAGUCCAAUACAUGAAUCUGCUGAUUUGUCUGAGGAUUGCAUGGAAGCAACGGCUGAAAAUAUUUUUCAGCCGUCUCUUCGUCCUCAGAAUGAUGUCAUUAAAAUUGCCACUUUCAAUGCUGGCAAUAAAAAUCCAGUUGAGAUAUCUGAUACAACUCUAGACAACGUGGCCGAUGAUGAAAUAAAGCGAAAUAUAGUUCAGGCAGGUGUAGACUUGUUAGAAAAAGAAUCUGGAUUUUUUGAACAACCUAUUCCAAAUACAGAAAACUGUGAUGUGAUGAAGGGCAAAGUAGAAGAAACACUGGUAGCUGAAGAUGAAGAGGAAGAACUUGUCAGCAUUCUACCUGCUAUGGUUGUUCGUGAAAAAAUGGAAGAUCAGGCAUAUGAAACAUAUGGUCAACUUGAACUGUUUCUGCUUGGACUGGAUCUGGCAAGACUUAUACCAAUUUUUAAAGAACAAGAUGUUACUUUUAAGCAGUUAUUAUGCUUAACUAUGGAAGAGUUGGAAACAAUAGGAAUACCUGCAUACGGGACCAGAAAAAGAAUUUUGAGUGCGAUUCGUGAAUGUCACGAAAAACAUACAAGCAAGUCAGAUCUUCCUGAUUAUACAAAUACAGCAUUGACAUUCGAUAAUAUGGUAUCUUUAAUCAGUGGUGCAUCUGAACAAGUAGCCUACAUUUCAAGCUGCUUGAAAUAUAUUCGACAUCAUAUUGAAAUGUAUCCUGAUGCUUUCUACCCUCAAUCUAAUAUGACAUAUGAUGAACCUCCUCUACAAAGUUUCAGCAAUAAGCUUGAAGACAUGACUCAAAGUAUGUACGAUCUCUGCAAGUCUUUGAAAUGUGUGAAGAUGGAAACAGAAAAAAUAAGGAAAAACACUCUACAAUCGGAGCUAAUUACUCCUGGUAUGGAAGUUGGUCCACCAAAAAUAAUUUAUGGUCGAAGAAGUAAAAUAAAAAUUUGCAUAGGAGUUUCACUGAUAUGCUUCUUAGCCUUUUCCAUACACAAUGGAAUGGUGAAAUGAUUGAAUCUAUUGUAAACAUGGUUUUGUGAAUGCAAACUGUUUUGAUUAUAUCGUGAUGGUGAUUUCUUUCUGAUAUAUGCUUUUUAUUUUAUUUAAUAAUUAAUUUCAAAUAAAUAAAUAAAAAAAACUGU